UGCCUUGGAAAAAACACAUUGAAUUGUAAAGAAUUGAGAAAUGCUAUUUCUCCGGAGCAUUUUUUUCCUGGCAUUGCUGGCAUUUGCCAGGACUAAUCCCGCAGAAAGAAAAAAGGCAGCAAUUUGUGAGUUUUUCCAACACGUUCAGACGUUCCAAGAUGAUCAGUGGGAAGAUUCGGUGAUUCUAAUGAAGAGACUUCUGGAGGAAAUGAUCACAGCUCUCUUGCCCUAUCCUGAGUAUGCAGAUUACAAGGAAAGCAUGCAGGCCUACCUUGAUCGCGGAAAGAAUAUCGUUAAGUCAAGUUCAUUGCAAGAAAAGAUGGCCUAUUUUGAAGGAUUUAAUGAGCGUGGCGGACAGCCAAUGUUAACGGGGUAUCCCGCCAAGAAACAAGAGCUUACAAGGCCCUUAAAUAAUUUCCAAUCGAACAUGAUUUUCAAUGUGUUAACAGAGUUUUACAACAAAUUAAUCAAAGCUGCAGGCGACCUGGAGCGAGUUGUACGCCUUUCAGAUUACUCUUUAGAGGGGGAUCUAUUUAAACUGCUCGAGCAAUAUCGGUCGGAGGGCUUGGGAAGUUUGACUCAAAACAUAGCUUCUCGUAUUCUGUCAUUAAAAGAUCAAUAUCAAUGUGCUUAGAAAGUAAAAUUAAGCAAUUAUCAGUAUAUU
This is a messenger RNA of Drosophila suzukii, 664 nucleotides long. RefSeq lists its product as uncharacterized. The record is from RefSeq and is a predicted model, not a curated record. NCBI's taxonomy places the organism in Eukaryota, Metazoa, Arthropoda, Insecta, Diptera, Drosophilidae.